Molecule: messenger RNA, 3625 nt
Organism: Nanorana parkeri
Lineage: Eukaryota; Metazoa; Chordata; Amphibia; Anura; Dicroglossidae
Gene: SCARF2
Product: scavenger receptor class F member 2
Exons: 11
Coding region: 17-3031 (1004 amino acids)
Molecular function (GO): scavenger receptor activity
Source: RefSeq, a predicted model, not a curated record
UUUUUUCCUGUUCGGGAUGCGGAUUGAGCAAUCGGCUUCUCUGGGUCGGAUGGGGAUGAGGAGAGGAGGAAAGUUUGCUGGGAUGGAGGGAAGAUACCGCAGGAAAUGGACUUGGCUCUUUGUGGAACUCCGAGGGAAAAUGACAGCGGGGACAUCGCUCCUGUUUGGGCUCUUUCUCCUGCUUUGCUGUGUGGACUGUGGAAGUGGCCAGGAGCUGAAUCCUAGAGGAAGGAAUGUAUGCAAGUCUCCAGGGUCUUCGAGCUUUACCUGUUGCCCUGGAUGGAGACAGCAAGGAGAAGAUUGUUUAAUAGCUAUUUGUGAAGGCAACUUUACGUGCAAGGAAAAUGAGGUCUGUGUCAGGCCCAAUGAGUGCCGUUGUCGUCAUGGAUACUUUGGUGCCAAUUGUGAAACAAAAUGUCCAAGACAGUUUUGGGGUCCAGACUGUAAAGAAAAAUGUUCCUGCCAUCCACAUGGACAAUGUGACGAUGUUGGCGGACAGUGCACCUGCAAUUCAAAUCGGUGGGGAUCCAACUGUGAGAAUGCCUGUCUAUGCAAGCAUGGAAAAUGUGACCAAGAGACUGGAAAAUGCACCUGUGAACAAAAUUGGUGGGGUCCUCAGUGUUCGAGUGCCUGCUAUUGUAGUACCAACUCACAAUGCGACCAAGCCACAGGGAGGUGCAUAUGUCAGCCAGGAUGGUGGGCUCGGAGCUGUAACAACCAAUGCUCUUGUAACAAUUCCCCAUGUGAUCAACAAACUGGACGCUGCUUAUGUCGGGAACGGUUAUGGGGCUCACGAUGUGAGAGAGUAUGUCAGUGUUUAAAAGGAAAAUGCAAUCAAGUGGAUGGAACUUGCACUUGUGAGCCUGGAUAUAGGGGUAAAUUUUGCCGUGAGCCUUGCCCUGCUGGACUCUAUGGACAGGGCUGUCGGAAGAGAUGUGGUCAAUGUAAGGGACUGCAGCCAUGUACCAUUGCUGAUGGUCGAUGUAUUGCAUGUGAACCCGGCUGGAAUGGAACAAGGUGUGAUCAAGCGUGUGCCCAUGGUUUCUAUGGAGAAGACUGUUUUCUUCCGUGUCCACUGUGCAAGGAUGGACACACCUGUAAUCACAUUAAUGGGAAGUGCUCACACUGCAAUGCUGGCUGGAUAGGUGAUAGGUGUGAAACAAAAUGUCGCAAUGGCACAUAUGGCGAAAACUGUGCCUUUGUUUGCACUGACUGCUUUAAUGGAGAGUGUCAUUUUGAGACUGGAAAGUGCCUUUGCAGUGCUGGAUCUCACGGACCAUUCUGCAACCUAACCUGCCCUGCUGGCCAAUAUGGUAUUAAUUGUGACCUGUCUUGUAACUGCCACGACAAUAAGUGUGAUCCCAUUACUGGAGCCUGCCACAUGGAAGCCAAUCAGAGGAUGGGGGUGAUAGGCGCAGGGGCCCUUGUGACAUUGCUCUUGAUUCUCCUGCUGUCAUUGCUGUGCUGCUGCUGUGUCUGCCGCAAGAAAGAAGAAUCAGCUGGUGAAAAUCGAGAGAAAGCAGCAAACAAGAAGCCCCCUCGACGCUUCUGUGGACGUUUCAGCCGAAUCAGCAUGAAACUGCCUCGAAUUCCCUUGCGUAGACAAAAGCUGCCAAAAGUUGUGGUGGCUCAUCAUGACAUGGAUAAUACAUUUAACUGCAGCUUUAUUGAACCACCAUCUGUUGUUGAACAGCCAUCCCCUUCAUGGUCAUCCCGUGGUUCCUUUUCAUCUUUUGACACCACAGAUGAUGGACCAGUGUACUGUGUUCCCCAUGAGGAAUCAGUGACAGAGUGUAAGGACAAGGGCAACACCCGAGCUUUGGAAAAGAUGGUCCCACCAGUUAAUGAGGAGGAAGCUGGUGAAUAUACUUAUCUAAAAGACUCUGGAUCACCUAAAUCAUCCCAGGUCGAUCACAGCGAAACCCCCCUACUCAAGUCAUCUGAUAGUGAAAGAUCAUCUUGUGGUUCUGGAUCUACAGGUGGAGCAUUGUACGCAAAGGUUGCAAGGCUGUCUAAACAGUCAAAGGAGGAAGAUGACCCAUCCAUGGAUAACAGAAGUGCUACAAUAGGAGCAAAGCCUCCAUCACCUGAAAGAACAAAACCUCCCCCACCCGAUCCAUCUACAAAGCCUAAGGUAUCAUGGAUUCAUGGCAAAUGUAAUGCAGGUCAAUCUAAUACUAUGCCAUCAUUUAUUAAGACAUCGGAAAAGCCAGCAAAUAAUUCUGACCAAUCAGAACAAAAUUCAAGUGUUAAAGAAAAAGAACAUCAUAGGAAGAGGACCCCUAGUGAUACAAGCCCUGCAGGGCAAGGAAAAAAUGAAGAAAAAGUAAUUAUGAGAAAUAAGGACAAGAAGAAGGAUGCAGGCAGUGCAGAAAGCAAACCUGCUGAAGAAGCGCAAUCUCCUUCCAAAUCAAAACACAGGAACAAAACUCAUGAGCACAUAGAAAAUAUUAAUGGAACAGUCCAAAAUGCCUUAAAGAGGAUAGGAAAUCUACACCUUGAUAAAAAGAGUGGGGAUGCUAAAGAAGCCCCAAAAAGUCCAGAUCACAGCAAGUCUCUAGCUGAGGUCCUUCAUCCUCAUUUAUCAUCAGAGGCAGCUUCAUUACUGGCUGCCCAACUAAAGGAAAAAACUCAGAGUCUCAAUAAGGUGGAGGCCAGUCCUAACCAAAAUGGGAUUGGUCCACUAAAAGCACAAAAGGAGAAACCAACCCCUCCCCAGAAAGCUAAGCGAUCUGCAGCAGCCAUAAAUCAGAAAUCCAGCAAAGCCAUUUUGCCCACAUCUACCAACCUACAAAAAAUGAUCAACCCAGUUGCAGAGACAGUUCCAGGCACAGGAAAUCCAGUUGAAAAACAAAACUCUAACAGCAGUCAGGAGCAGGCUGUGGGUACAAAGCAAGAACCAGCAGAACCAGCAGUCAAAAAGACACCCAUAAAGAAGCCCCCAAGAAAGAAAAGCAAAGAUGCCACCUUGGACACUGAUGGAAAAGUACAGCCGAAAAUGGCAAUAAUGCCACCGCAGUCAGUAAAAUAAUGUUGACUUAUUAGCACAUUGUUUUCUCUCCAUAAGGGGCAUUAGUUCUUCAACUCAUGGACGUAUUUUUAUGUAGCCAUAUUUGAGCCAAAGAAAUGUCAGUCUUUAGGGUGAGAAGACAAGUGCAUUUGGAAAUAAAUAUUGUUGUGCCAGUUCAAAACAUGUUAAAGACAAAGAAGAUGCUUCAGCGGCCUGCAACACGUCCAAUGAAACCAGCAGUAUCCACAAUACAAUAAUAAGUGCCUCUAUAUGUGGAUUAUAGUGCCUUUACUUUUUCAUGGAAACUGGACCAUGCACAGCCAAAAGAUGAUGGUCAUAUUAGAAUUUUUUAAAUUAAUGUUUAUUGAGGAACGCAUUUGGAUAAUGUGGUAUAUAUGAUAAUUAAUAGACUAUGACAAUUUCAUAGCAUUGGUUUGUCAUGUAAAGCUGACCAUUCAACAAUUUUUUUUUUACAUUUUUUAGCAUGAUAGUCUACUGCCAAGCCUUACUAUUUGCAAGUUGCUUUACAAUACUUCAUUCAAUGAAGAAGGCCGGGUAUCUAAAUUAUUUAAAAAUACUUAUUUUUGUAUUAAAAAUUUUAAACCCUGGACAAUU